Messenger RNA from Chelmon rostratus (copperband butterflyfish), 5638 nucleotides. It is a transcript of the gene sema3h, whose product is annotated as sema domain, immunoglobulin domain (Ig), short basic domain, secreted, (semaphorin) 3H. The coding region runs from base 492 to 2792 and encodes 766 amino acids. The transcript is spliced from 18 exons. NCBI's taxonomy places the organism in Eukaryota, Metazoa, Chordata, Actinopteri, Chaetodontiformes, Chaetodontidae. Gene Ontology annotation, biological process: positive regulation of neuron migration; motor neuron axon guidance; neural crest cell migration. Gene Ontology annotation, molecular function: neuropilin binding; semaphorin receptor binding; chemorepellent activity. The record is from RefSeq and is a predicted model, not a curated record.
CGAGAGACAGAACAGAAGAGAGCUGUCAAGCUGCGAGGAGGCAGCGGAGAGACGACUUAGUUUUACUUGGAUUACAUUCUCCCCACCAUCUCUGAAGCCCACACACACACACACACACACACACACACACACACACACACACACACACACACACACUCAAAAAAUAUAAACACACAAACACAGACGGUGAAGUGUGUGUGAGUGCUGCUGUUACUCUCUUAAAAGGAGCGCUGAAUUAUUUUCAGGAUCUGGACCAACUCAAACCUGACUCACUUGGACUGUACGAGUGUUUGGAUUCAGCAUCUAUGUGACUCGGACUUGAACUCAGAUUGGAUUCAUAUUGUGUUUUUAUCGGUGCAAUGCCAAAAGUGUGCAUCUCUGUGCGUGUUGGGAUUCAGCUCUUCACCUGAGUGCAACACUGUGAUUUUGACUGAGACUGUGUUGGCACUUGUUAGUCGCCUGAAUUCAGCAGAUUGGACUGGAGGAGGAGGAUGUAUUGGCCAUUGACAGCGGUCCUGCUGGCCCACCUUGGGGCCACCUUAACGGGGGCAUGGAGAGCAUCUCAGCCAAGACUGCAGUUUACACACUCUGAGCUCAUCCAGAACGGGCGCCUGCUGACGCUGCCCCUAGUGGCAGGAGACCUGCACUCCCUGCUGCCCGACGAAGACGGGAGGCGUCUGUAUGUGGCCAUGAAAGAUAACCUGCUGUCUACCAGUCUGGAUGACAUAACGCAGAACCCACGCAAGCUCUACUGGUCAGCCAGUCCAGACCGUGUCCAAGAAUGUCUCAUGGCUGGGAAGGAUCCAGAGUUGGAGUGUGCUAACUUCCUGCGGGUUCUGCAGCCUUUUAACCAGACUCACCUGUACGUUUGUGGCACUGGGGCCUUCAACCCCCGAUGUGCUUUCAUAGCUACCAGCAUCUUCCAACAGUCAGAGCACCAGACUCUCUCCUACAGCCAGACAGAGUGUGGGAAGGGGAAAUGUCCCUACGAUCCGUUCCAGAAAACAGCCUCCGCUGUGGUUGAUCGAGAGCUGUACGCUGGGAUCACCUCAGACUUCAUGAGCCGGGACUCCGCCUUCUUCCGUAGUCUUGGCAGCCGUCACGUCAUCCGCACCGAGCAGUACGAUUCCACUUGGCUGCAAGAUGCCCAGUUUGUGCGGGUAGCGCCACUGUCUGAAACUGAUAACCCAGAAGAUGAUAAGGUCUACGUGUUCUUCACUGAGCGCGCUCAGGAGGCAGAGGGGGCUGCUGGGAAGGUGCUCUACUCCAGAGUGGCACGUGUGUGCAAGAAUGACAUCGGAGGCCAGAGGAGUUUAGUCAACAAGUGGAGUACCUUCCAGAAGGCUCGCAUGGUGUGUUCGGUCCCAGGACCAGACGGCCUGCAGACACACUUCGACCAGCUGCAGGACAUCUUUAUCCUCCACGGGAAAGACAAGAAGAACCCUCUCAUCUACGGCCUGUUUACCACUUCAAGUGAUAUCCUGAACGGUUCGGCAGUGUGCGUUUACCGGAUGGAGGAUGUGGUCCGGGCUUUCAAGGGAAACUUCCUGCAUAAGGAGGGACCGCAGUAUAAGUGGGCAGAGUUUACAGGCAAGGUGCCCUACCCACGACCAGGAACGUGUCCCAGCAGUACAUAUGGAAGUUACAGCUCGACCAGAGAGUAUCCUGACGACGUCAUCUUCUUCAGCAGGACUCACCCGCUGCUGCAGGAGCAUGUGCUGCCGCUGGGAGAGCGCCCCCUACUGGUCAGAGUGGGUGUUCACUACAAGUUCAGCAAACUGCUGGUGGACAGAGUGGAGGCCGUGGACGGCACCUACGAUGUCCUGUUCAUCGGCACAGACUCAGGCCUCGUGCUGAAGGCCAUUCAUCUGCCCAGAGAACAUGGUCAGAGUCAGGAAGUCACUCUGGAGCAGCUACAGGUCUUUCAGCACAAAUCACCUGUGACAGCCAUGGCACUCUCAAAGAAAAAGCAGUGGUUGUUUGUGGGCUCCAGGGAAGGUGUGUCCCAACUGGGCCUGUACCAGUGUGAGCUGUAUGGGCAGGCCUGCGCCGAGUGCUGCCUGGCCAGAGAUCCCUACUGCACCUGGGACGGACACGCCUGCAGCCCCUACAUGCCCACCGUACGCAGGAGGAAUGCUCGUCACUUAGGGGAGGAUGAGGAUCCACUAACUCAGUGUGUCAGACAGGGAGCUGGGCUGCAGGUGGAGGCGGAGCAGAGGGUGAUGAUGGUUGCUGAGGGCAACAGCACCUACCUGGAGUGUCUGCCCCGAUCCAGACAUGCUGCUGUUACCUGGUACAAACAGGCUGGAGAGAACAGUCCUGAACUAAACCAGGUGGUAACAGGUGACCAGCUGGUGGUGAUUGAGCGGGGCAUCCUGAUUCGUCAAGCUGAGCUGUCUCAUGGCGGCGUCUACCACUGCCAGGUGGAGGAGCAUGGUUACCACUGGACCGCCGUCACCGUCCGCCUCGCUGUCUGGAGCCCCUCAGCCAAUCGCCUCCUUGCUUCCUGGUCCAGCUCAUCCUAUCAGAGCGCAGGAAACCAGCCCUGGUACGAGGAUGUGAUGGCACUGAUUCACCCAGGAAACCUCGGCCAGCACUGCCGGGCGCUGGGAUACCGCCCCCCGCGCAACCACCGUCGCCACGGUGACAUCAUGGUGGAGCCAAACAAGGAGAAAGAGAGGGGGGAGAGGCACAAGCACGGGGGAGGAAGAGGAGGAGGAGGAGGGGGAGGAAGAGCAGCGGGGAGGAAGAGCAGGAGCAAGCCGCAGCAGAGGGCACCGAGGAGCACUUGAAUCCGUUGCAGUACAGGAGGGCGGAUUUUCAUUGACUUAAACACACGCACACACAUACAUACAUUUAUGUUAAUGUCCACACUAUGACACACACACACAUACACACACUCACACACACACUUAACUUAUACACUGAGACAGACAUAUACUGUAUGUACAGAGACUACAACAUGUGCAUGCACUUAUCUACAAACAAAAAAAUGCAUCCUUUCAUUAUCGUGACAAACUUUCAAACCAAGCUACACACAAACAACAGAAGUAUGUACAGGAGGGUGUGAACAGCGAAGACUGUUGGACCUGGACUAAAGACUUGUGUAUAAAGAAGCUAAAGUAGAAUACCGUAGGUUGCACAGCAUGUUGAAUGAAGGACGAUGGGCUUGUCCAGAUCUCUCAGUUUUACUGACUCUGUGCCGUGACAAGGACAUGGGAGAGGAUUUGGAGCGUUUACAGAGGGAAAAAAAAGUCUCGUUCCAAAAGUGAAUAUCGAACAUUUGAAAAAUCACUCAACCCUUCUGAAGAGAGUGCUGCCGUCAAGGACCGUACUGGCUUUGCAUGUCCUUGCCCAUUAAUUACAAGUCACAUCCACACUGCCAAUUAUUCUCCAAAGCAAAACAGAUGUUUUCAGAUUGAUUUCCAUUUCAGUACACUUUGUAAAUCAUCUUACAGAAACUUGCAAAAUGCUUAGAUAUGUAAUCCAUCACAGUGAACAAUACGUUGCCUUUUCUUUUUCAAAGUCAUCUUAUUGCAGCUGCAAGCAGCAUUUUCCAAACUUUACUGUGUACUGCGUUUAGAUUUCACGGACACUCCAUCCUUGGCCUUCGUGGAUUUGAGGUUCAACCACUCAAAAGCUUCUGACUGACAAGCUCUGUUGUUGUAAAUGUGAAAGCAAGAAGACAAGCAUAGAAAACACAGUGAAAAGGAUUUGUCUGCUGUGCUGCAGCCAGUCUCAAUGUCGGAGCACCUUUGAACACAUCAACAGAGACCGUUCGUGAAACAGCAGCUAAACUUAGACAAGAUAGAAAGAAGUUUGAAUAUUCCCUGCGAUAGAGGUCAUGUCAAUCUGAAAACUUUUUUUUUGGAAAAUAAUAAGCAGUUAUGUUUAAUUAAUGGGCUUUGAGAAGGUAAUUAUUUACUGUAGGUUGUAAAUAGCAGUAUAUAGCACUGAUGAGUUUCCGGCAUCUUUUUGCCCAAAUGGAUAAACACCAACAAUUCACCUACUGUGAGACUCUCGUUCGUUUCCUCGGAUAGGUGGGGUCUGACCACAGGAUGGCUGACCGCGACCACAAAGAUGAAAGGCACAGAAAAGCACGGCGACAGCUUUGAUGAGGUUACAGAUCUACUUUCCCAGGACGCUGCAGCCGCACAGACACUGCAGGAGAGGUUUCCAUUAUGUUCUCCUCAAGGUUUAUAAACGUUAGCUGGUAUGGUUCACAGACAUAUCUGGCACUGAUUUCAUGCCACGCAACAGAGAGCUUAGUAUAGGUGUGGGAAAAAUUGUUGGAGCUGUUGUGUUUUCUAACGUCAGAGAAAAUGCUCCGUCCUAUUUUGAGUGUUGGUUUAGUUUGCCUGGAGUCCCACAUGAAGAUGGUGUACAGAUUUAGGAAAUAUGUUACUGUAGAUUUACUGUUAUGUAUGACAAAAGUAACAUCUGCACAUCAACUCCAGUUUGCAGAGAAAUAUACACAUUUUCAUUUUUGCUUCUUGGUUUUCUGGAAAAAUGUGUUUAGCUGCUGUAAGUUAGGGCACAAUCCAGUAACUCAAAAAAAAGAUCUUUAAAUUUCCUCUUGACAUUCAUAACUGAGGGUUUUAAAUGGUUUUAAUGAGUCUAACCAUAUGCAGGGUCAUUAUUACCAGACAUUUUGGGCAAAACACAAUUACUAGUAUAUAAAAUCUGUUUUACUUCCAGCAAGAAGUAAACAUUUUUAAAGUAAGUAAAUAAAAAUUUUGAGGCUGUGUAUCUAUUGGACAAAAAUAUGUUUCUACUGUAAGUCUCUUUGCAAAAAUGCAUUCAAAAAACAUUUUUCACCAGUGUUUGAUAGCGCAUGGACAAGAAAACGCGAUUCGAAGAGGACCGAACAAUGAACUGAACUGCCAAGAGACUCUGUACAGAUCAUGCAUGUUUCUCAACCUAUGGCUCAGGACCCAAAUGGAGCCAUUGGUGACUUUGAGUAGGUGCCAGCCCAACUAAAGAGGUGGAGUAAUGUAUUGCUGCCAGCUCCUAAAGACAUCUGGCUGUAAAUUUUGAAGCAGGCCCGAUGUGUAAUAAAGAAGCCUUUAUUACACAAAGCUGGAACUUGAGAAAGUGUGAAAUGGGACUGGUGUGAAGUGGACUCUGGCCUGUGGGAUGUGAGCGACUUCAGCGACUUUGCAAGGCAGUAAAUCGUGAUUUGUUCUUAAUGUUAAAAUGUUAAACUUGUUCCACCUCUAUUUAACUUUAUUCUAAGUGGUAUUUAUUUGUUCAAUCUGGAGUGAAACUGCUGGUUUCAGAAGUUGUUAGGUCAGAUUUUUUUUUAUGCUUAAAGCUCUUCAUCAACCAAUUCAACCACGAUGUCUCACAAACUGGACGCUUAUGUAAUGUGUGUCUCUCUUUGUAUGCAUGAACUGUAUAUUUGUGCCCACACACUGAAGUCUGCACAGUACUUUUCUCCCUUUUUUAUGCAAGAUUUCCGAUUGCUACCAUCUGCUUCUGUUGAUGCACCUUCCCACUCCUACCUGCGGACAUUCAAAUCAGUCCUGCCUGCGAUCAUAGUUACGUCGUUCAGGAUCUGGACCAUCCUGCAGGCAUUUGAAAGUAAAAUCUGCUUUGGCUUGAGGUAGUAGGAAAUAAAAGUGUAUUUAAAAUGUCA